This is a messenger RNA of Aspergillus caelatus, 1587 nucleotides long. Its product is annotated as putative mitochondrial export translocase Oxa2. The record is from RefSeq and is a predicted model, not a curated record. Gene Ontology annotation, molecular function: membrane insertase activity. The coding region runs from base 100 to 1152 and encodes 350 amino acids. Gene Ontology annotation, cellular component: mitochondrial inner membrane. Lineage: Eukaryota; Fungi; Ascomycota; Eurotiomycetes; Eurotiales; Aspergillaceae. The transcript has a single exon. Gene Ontology annotation, biological process: protein insertion into mitochondrial inner membrane from matrix; mitochondrial respiratory chain complex IV assembly.
CUGUACUUAUAUUUGUUCUUUGCUUUCUUUCAUCCCCAUCUUGUGCUAUCGCCCAUAUCGGACGCUAAUAAAGCAAUCGGCGAGCCAUUGGCCGGCAAGAUGAGGCCUUUUCAUCGCUCACUUCGCGCGCCGCGGAAGACGACUUUGCAGCAAAUCCGGCAUUUCCAUCCAACAAGACCGUCGCCUUUCGUUAACGAACUACUAGACGCUUCAUCCGCAUUUAUACAGGGUGUUCAUUCAAUCAGUGGCCUGUCAUGGGCAGUUUCCAUUCCAUUGACCGCAUUGAUCGUCCGAUCAACCGUCGCAAUGCCUCUACAGAUAUAUACUAAGAUCCAAGCGCGCAAAGAGCGAGAUUUGGUCCCACUUCUCUCUUCCUGGAAGAAGCACUACAAGGACGAUAUAUUGCGAAGCCAGUACAAAGUCGACGACGUUAAUGACAUUCAAAACCUUUCGGCCGCUACUCCUAUGCUGGCGCAACAUAUGAAAUCGAAACACGCGGACUUAAAAAAACGAUGGAACAUCCCAAAGUACUGGAAGCCACUUAACUUUCUCCAAAUUCCUAUUUGGAUAUCAGUCAUGGAGGCUCUCCGAGCCAUGUCUGGAAACGACAAGGGUCUUAUCCCAUAUCUUCUAUCUCUCGUCGAGCCUACCAAUCCAUCAGGAGCCCCUCGUCUCCAUCUAGAGGUCGAGCCCUCCCUAGCGACAGAAGGCGCGCUCUGGUUUCCGGAUCUCCUAGCAGGCGACACGACGGGCCUUCUACCAGCCGCAUUAACCAUGUCUAUCCUGCUUAACAUCAGCGCUGGCUGGAAAGCCAAGAAGUUCUCGCAGAUGGCCGAUUUGCCGAAGAUAGAGCUCUAUAAGGCUUUGACUGUGCGCGGAAUUAGGGCUUUCAUCCAGGUUCUCGCGCUGAAUGUCGGUCUUUCGUCUUAUUACUAUGAAAUGCCCGCCGCGCUUCUGCUCUAUUGGACCACCAGUACGAAUAUUGCCACGCUGCAAACCGUUUUCCUGGACAAGUGCAUGUUCAAGAGAGAACCACUAAAGCCCUGGAAGCAGAUGCAUAUCGGGUAUACUGCAAACAAAGAGUGUGCUCCAGAGGACUCAAUCUACAAAGCCACCAUGAAGGACGCAAAGGGCUUCAAGGGACUUCAUUAGGAGCGAUGACUGCAUAAUCUAAGUGCUAGAUGCACCUACCAGCAUGAAGCUUGCCAAAUAGGCCGAUGAUAACCGGGGGCCCAGUCAUCAGAAAGGCCUACUUUCGCUCCGUCAGGACUCACAUGCUACAUGGGGUUCCAGACCAACCCCUCCAUGAUGUCCGAAGAGGCAUCAGUGCCACCAAACAAGGUCACGCGAGUCAGACACAGGAGCCGUUCAUGUUCGCAUCAAAAAAGCCCCGUCGAAGUUUAAUACACCUGUGCGCACGGUAAUACCCUUCCCGCAGCAAUUUUAACUUCUACUUGUUCGGAUUUCGGCCAGUGGCUCUCUCAGAGGAUUAUCGGCGGGUCUAUCCUUACCUAACACUGGUUGACACGUUAAAAGAAGGAUACGAACAGUCGACUAAGCAUGCGAUAUAUCAUAUACCUACCUUCU